UUGGUCCAAGACUUGAGCCAAUCCUGGGAUUCAUUGAGUCCUGAGUUGAAGGCAUUGGAGUCUAAGGUAUCGCUAAUUGUAUCGGAUUUUGUGAUCCAUUGGUUUCCGGAUAAGAGCCGACUAAUGCAUGUCGUGAGCAAACUGUUGGCCAAAAACGGGGAAUUUGUGGCCAAUUAUGUUCGCACUCCGGAUGUCAAGUCAUUGUUGACAAGCGAACAAAUACGACAAUACAAUAUACAAUUGCAAACUAAGAGUGAAUCGCAACAAUUGGAUGAAAUACGGACCGCGUGUUCGGACAAUGGCUUACAUGUAUUGAAAAUAAAUGUGGUUUUGCACACAAGUCGUGUCAACCAAUACGCCAUCAAAUCCGACACGAGUGGUCCGAUGCAAUUCGGUCCCGCUUUCCAAAUAGCGGACAAAACUUCCCCAUUGUUUGCAUUCAUGCGAAACAUAAUGUUUGACAUCGCGUUACGUCCGGACGCGACUGCUCUUAACCCUCACGCCUACGACCAGUUGGCCCACAAUUGGGACCCAAACGGUCCCAAAGUUCCCUUCUAUGUUCACGGCAUACAUGUUGAAUGUUAUAAACGU
Medioppia subpectinata is the source of this 591-nucleotide messenger RNA. The record is from the annotation of a GenBank genome assembly. NCBI's taxonomy places the organism in Eukaryota, Metazoa, Arthropoda, Arachnida, Sarcoptiformes, Oppiidae.